This is a messenger RNA of Glycine soja, 742 nucleotides long. Its product is annotated as stellacyanin-like. Lineage: Eukaryota; Viridiplantae; Streptophyta; Magnoliopsida; Fabales; Fabaceae. Gene Ontology annotation, cellular component: plasma membrane. Gene Ontology annotation, molecular function: electron transfer activity. The record is from RefSeq and is a predicted model, not a curated record. The transcript is spliced from 2 exons. The coding region runs from base 76 to 546 and encodes 156 amino acids.
ACACUGCCACCAGACACGAGUAACAUAGAGAUUUAUUAACAACACAGUCAUAACAGAGAAGUUAAGUUGUCUUUAAUGGCUCUUUCACCACUCAGCAUGCUUGUGGUCAUUGCCACCAUCUUCCUCCCAUCCGUUGCUGUGGCCAAGGAAUUCGUAGUUGGUGAUGGUCAUGGAUGGACAAUAGGCUUUGAUUAUGCAGCUUGGGCUGCAGAUAAGACCUUCCAAGUUGGGGAUGUACUUGUAUUCAAUUAUGCUGUUGGAGAACACAAUGUGUUCAAAGUGAAUGGAACUGCAUUCCAGAGCUGCACGAUUCCUCCAGCAAGUGAAGCAUUGUCUACUGGAAAUGACCGUAUUGUAUUGGCAAUUCCUGGCAGAAAAUGGUACAUAUGUGGUGUUGAAGAUCACUGCAGUGCUGGCCAAAAGCUUGUUAUCACAGUUCAACCCCAAACACUGCCUCCAACUCUACCACCAUCACCUACUCCUGCACCUUCGCCUCGUCAACAUCGUCCUCAUUUUGGUCGAUGGGUGCCUAAUAUUUUUCAUUAAACGUCAUUUGUUGGUUUAACCUAUGUUUUGAGAGUGAUAUUUUUAAGUUUUAUACUUUUAUCUGCUUUUGAGAGAGUGAUAUUAGUCCUCAGAAUAAAUUAUUGUUUCUAUUUCAAAGUUCAAAUUGGAAGUUUGUGAUUGUGCUUACUAGCUCAUUCCAUCUACCAUUUAAAUAAAAUUGCAAAUUUACAUUUGA